AUGCCUACUGAGGGUAGCCGAGAUGCCCAGCGCAGUACCCCCCAGGAGGGUACCUCCCAGAGGGGACCGUCGACGGAGGUCAAUCUCCAGGCCGAGGUGGAGCUCCUCCGCGCCAGUGUCGUCAAGAUGUCCGAGAGGUGUGACCAUCUUCACUCCAAGAAUGUUGAGCUGGAGCACGACUACCGCAUCCUGAAGCGUAACUGGGAAAGGAACCAAGCCCAGGGCUCCCAACACAACCUUACCCCCGGAACCUGA
Prunus armeniaca (apricot) is the source of this 255-nucleotide messenger RNA. The record is from the annotation of a GenBank genome assembly. NCBI's taxonomy places the organism in Eukaryota, Viridiplantae, Streptophyta, Magnoliopsida, Rosales, Rosaceae.